UCGUGACCAUAGCUAAUCUAGAUCAUAGUCAAUCGUGACUUAAGUAUUGUACCAAUCGUUUAAUCAUGGCUUCAUCAAGGAAAAAUAAUCUGUUAACUGAUGUUCAAAGAUCCAUUUUGUCUCGGUAUUUUGACCAAGGCAUGACUGGAAAGGGUCAAGCCCACAACGAUCUCAUUGAACAGGCCAGUGCAGAAGCCAAAGUGACUAAGGAAACUGUAAAGAAUUGGAUUGGAAGCGAACGAAAGAAGAGAAAAGCAGCGGCAAGUUCGACUUCGAGUGAUCAAGAUACCGCACCGUCAGCAAAAAGCGUAAAAAGCAUCCCCUGCAUACGAGCUCCCACGUCAUACAAUAACUUUUGUAAGGAGCUGUUCAACAAAGGUAAAAGUUUAUGA
Pocillopora verrucosa is the source of this 392-nucleotide messenger RNA. NCBI's taxonomy places the organism in Eukaryota, Metazoa, Cnidaria, Anthozoa, Scleractinia, Pocilloporidae. The record is from RefSeq and is a predicted model, not a curated record.